CUCUUGGAGCUUCGUUUCUUUUCGCUUCGCUGCCUGACCGGAAAUGCCGCCGAAAGCCGCGAAAUCGAAGGAAGCGCCGGUGGAGAGGCCGAUCCUCGGCCGGUUCUCGUCUCACCUCAAGAUCGGCAUCGUUGGAUUACCAAAUGUUGGCAAAUCAACGCUCUUUAAUACCCUCACAAAAUUAGCUAUACCGGCAGAGAAUUUCCCCUUUUGCACCAUUGAGCCAAAUGAGGCCCGAGUGAAUAUCCCAGAUGAGCGGUUUGAAUGGCUUUGCAAUUUGUUCAAACCAAAAAGUGAGGUCCCAGCUUUCCUAGAAAUCCAUGAUAUAGCUGGGCUAGUCAGAGGUGCUCAUCAAGGUCAAGGCUUGGGCAAUAGUUUUCUUUCCCACAUCCGUGCAGUCGAUGGGAUUUUUCAUGUUCUUCGUGCCUUUGAAGAUCCUGAUAUUAUACAUGUUGAUGACUCGGUUGAUCCUGUGAGGGAUCUAGAGGUUAUUAGUGCCGAAUUACGAUUAAAGGAUGUUGAAUUCAUGGAGAGAAAGAUAGAGGAUUUGGAGAAGAGCAUGAAGAGGAGCAAUGACAAGCAAUUAAAGAUUGAGCAUGAAUGCUGUAUGAAGGUCAAGGCAUGGCUGGAGGAUGAAAAAGAUGAAAAAGAUGUUCGUCUUGGAGAGUGGAAAGCUGCUGAUAUUGAGAUAUUGAAUACCUUUCAACUGCUUACAGCAAAGCCAGUUGUCUACUUGGUUAAUAUGAAUGAAAAAGAUUAUCAGAGAAAGAAGAACAAGUUUUUGCCCAAGAUUCAUGCUUGGGUGCAGGAGCAUGGAGGUGAAACAAUUAUUCCUUUCAGCUGUGCCUUGGAGAGAAACCUUGCUGAUAUGCCAGCAGAUGAAGCUGCAAAAUACUGUGAGGAAAACAAGGUGCAAUGUGCUCUUACGAAGAUAAUAAAGACAGGAUUUUCAGCGAUCAAUUUGAUAUACUUUUUCACAGCUGGCCCUGAUGAGGUCAAGUGCUGGCAGAUCAGAAGACAGACAAAGGCUCCUCAAGCUGCUGGGACUAUUCAUACUGAUUUUGAAAGAGGGUUCAUCUGUGCUGAGGUCAUGAAGUUUGAUGAUCUGAAAGAACUUGGGACUGAAUCAGCUGUCAAGGCUGCAGGGAAGUACAAACAGGAGGGAAAAACCUACGUUGUCCAAGAUGGAGACAUCAUAUUCUUCAAAUUCAAUGUUUCUGGUGGUGGCAAGAAGUGAAACAUGCUGCAUUUGCUUCUUCACUCAUUUUCAGUCCUGAUGAUUGCUUUGAGGUUGGUUAGGCGGUCUCCUCGCUUCGCUGAAAUAAUAUCGAUUUGUACUAUUAACGGGCGAUGUGCCUGCUUUUCGCGCAACACUCCCAGUGCUUAGUGAUCAAGUUAAGAUCCACUUUUGAGGGCUGCUGUGCACAAUGAUAUUGGGGGAUUUUUGUUGGCUCCCUGGAGAGUUCGAUUAGUGCAAGUGACCUUUUCUUCUCACUACCGUUAUUCUUUCUUAA
Syzygium oleosum is the source of this 1514-nucleotide messenger RNA. RefSeq names its product obg-like ATPase 1. Gene Ontology annotation, molecular function: ATP binding; GTP binding; ATP hydrolysis activity. The transcript is spliced from 12 exons. The record is from RefSeq and is a predicted model, not a curated record. Gene Ontology annotation, cellular component: cytoplasm. The coding region runs from base 44 to 1237 and encodes 397 amino acids. Lineage: Eukaryota; Viridiplantae; Streptophyta; Magnoliopsida; Myrtales; Myrtaceae.